AUGGAAAAUGAUCUUCCCAGGGAAGAUGGUUAUUACGAUGAUAUAUAUUUCGAUUCAGAUAGUACAGACGACGAAUGUGAAGAAAAAGGUGAUGGUGAACCCAACGCUAUGGAGCUAACAGCGAAGAAAGCCAAGUCGACUAAAAAUCGAAAAGAAUUAUCGCCAGAUGAGCUUCUGUACGAUCCUGGCAUGGAUGAUGAAGAUGAAAUUUGGAUGGAGAAUAAAAUUACUCAAUAUAAUGAAAUGUCUUCGACGAUGCAAAACGUUGAUAAAAAUCCUUCGGUAAUUCUAGGAACAGAUGCGAUACUCUCAUGUCCCAUGUGCUUCACUAAUCUUAGCUACCAUACACAAAGGCAUGAAACAUACGUGAAUCAAUACAGAGCGAUAUUUGUGGAAAACUGCAAAGUAAAUAGAUCGGAACGACUUGUAUACAGCGAACACAGUAAACGAUCAAAUCAUAGUAACAAGAGAAACUCAUCAUCCCUGCCUUCUAAGAAGGCAAAUCUUCAAUCUCGGGAAGUUACUUCCAACGAGUUCAGUGAUAAAUGCGAUUACGACGCCGAGGGAAAGGUGCUCAACACUGAACCAUCCCGGGAACAGCCGGAGAUCUAUUACCCUGUGGAAUGCGAGAUUUGCGGAACCAAGGUCGCCGUAAUGGAUCAAGAGGAGGUUUAUCAUUUCUUUAAUAUCAUCGCGUCAUAA
This is a messenger RNA of Acaulospora morrowiae, 702 nucleotides long. The record is from the annotation of a GenBank genome assembly. Lineage: Eukaryota; Fungi; Glomeromycota; Glomeromycetes; Diversisporales; Acaulosporaceae.